Molecule: messenger RNA, 3057 nt
Organism: Huiozyma naganishii CBS 8797
Lineage: Eukaryota; Fungi; Ascomycota; Saccharomycetes; Saccharomycetales; Saccharomycetaceae
Gene: BOI2
Product: Boi2p
Exons: 1
Coding region: 1-3057 (1018 amino acids)
Biological process (GO): retrograde transport, endosome to Golgi; receptor recycling; endosome organization
Cellular component (GO): trans-Golgi network; early endosome; recycling endosome
Molecular function (GO): protein binding
Source: RefSeq, a predicted model, not a curated record
AUGAGUGCAAAAUUAUCCAACAUGCUAUCAGAGAUUGAUACGAGCGUAUCCGGGAAUUUUUCAAGGGACUCACUCAAUGACGGGAAUAUAACAGGUCAAAGUACUCCAAGGAUAUUCCCCAUAUAUAUAUGCAUCAAUGAAUAUUUGAAAAGAAUGGAGGAUGAGCUGAAUAUGAAACCAGGUGAUAAGAUUCAAGUUAUCACGGACGAUGAGGAAUACAACGAUGGUUGGUACUUUGGGAAAAACUUGAGGACAAAGGAGGAAGGGUUAUACCCGGUGGUGUUUACCCAGGUUAUAAGCACAGAGAGGAAACCGACUUUGAUGAGAGCCAAAUCUUUGAAAAGAAUGAACAGUCCUUCGACGCCGAAUGAGGGCAGUGACAUAUCGGCAAGCUUCAACGGGUCGCUCAAUAACCACAGCACUAAUAUCAGUACGUCCAGUCAUAACAACGGUGAGGACGGUUUAACAUCCCUAGUGUCAAGGAUGACUACGAGUGGGGAGUUCUCUACGCCGAAAUCAUUGAGAAUGGCAGACUCUUCCCCAACAAAGAAAACAGGCACCAUCCGUGACGAAAUAUUCAAGAAUGACCCGCAAAAUGAUAAGCUGGACAGGAAAGUGUCGGUGAAGAGCACAAUGAGUGAUAUUGACAAAGCCAUUGACGAUUUCCAAUUUGAACCAGCAGGAGAAUCGACGAACGGCCCAAGCAACCCUACUUCACUGGUCAAUCUGAAUGAUGAUUCCGUUUCAUCCAGUUUUGUAAACAGUACCCUAUUUUCAAGCACGGCUGAUUUGAAUCUGGCUAACAGACCGCCUACUUCUGCGACGCCCCCCAUCGGAGAGCAGUCCAAAAACACAAAUGCUAAUCAUGACAGGAUAUCUGUUGCAAAUGCCGCUGACUGGACUCCAGAAGAAGUCUCUCAAUACUUUAUGCAAUGUGGCUUUGAUCAACAAUCAUCUUCGAUGUUCAAACAACACAAAAUUUCGGGUAAGAUUUUACUUGAAUUGGAAUUGGUGCAUCUGAAGGAACUAGACGUCAACUCUUUUGGGACGAGAUUUGAAAUGUUCAAAGAAAUUGAGUCUUUGAAGCAGCAGGUAAAGGCUCUACAGGAGAAUGUGAAUCAAGAUUUCGGCGUUGCUAAAACCCCUAGUUUUGGUGUGGACUCUGGAAAUCCAAUGUCGAGAGAAUUAAUGCCACCAGCUUUUGUCGAUUACCGAGCCCAAAGUUCGGAUACUAUACCGUCUUCCAAUGCGUCGACUCCAACCAUAUCAGUAACGAAAUCGUCAAAAAAAGAGAAAUCGCGCCCGACUUCCUUAGUUUUGAACAAUCAAACGCCAAGAAAUGUCUCGUCCAGUACCAUGCCUUUAGACAUUGUUGACGAAAUAGCUGAUCCUAGCAUGUUCGUCUCUCCAAGGAGAGCACCAAAACCGCCAUCUUAUCCAAGUCCAGUUCAACCUCCAAAAUCUCCAAUGAUCAAAUCAGCAGGCUCUAAUAAGUCGAACUCGACGCCUCUACUGAAUUCUAAUAAGUCUUAUUCGCCACCUUCCCUGUACCAAUCAUCAGCGAACAAAAGCGGUCCACCAAACAAUGAUAAGGAAAGUGUUGGGCCAGAAGCAUUAACAAUUAGGACACCUUCAGUAAAACAGAGUUUGCGAAUACCCGAAAGUGAUCCUGCUGGACUCCAUACUCAGAAUGACGAUGCUAGUACUAAUGGCAGACCCAGCUCGAGUGUUUACGAUAAUGCGUCCGUUGAAGAAGCUUUGGAAGAGAUGAAGUUGCAGGACGCAACGCCAGAUGAUGAUGAAGAUCCGAGAAAAGUUAAGAGGAAUUCCUCUAUGCGUUCAUACUUUUCGAAGAAUCAAGAUAAGAGAGCUAGUAGUACUUCUGGGUCUUUGAAGAGAAGCAGUUCAUUCACUCUCAAGAAGAAAAAUGGUCUGCUAACAAGUCCAUUCAAGCAACAAUUCACCGAUAGUGCAAACAGGAACGCUGCAGAGGAUAGAAACAUUUCGAAGACAAAAGAAGAUCCAAGGUCGCCACCUAAGAAAAAUAAAUUCAGAUCUGUCAGUGCCAAGGAGUCACCGGCAAACCAACCUGUCGAUGCUGCGAGAAAGAUUCUGGAAGGCGACAAAUCGAAGAGAUCGGUGAGCGAGGCAAUGAAAAACAAAUCUCUCCGCACUAUGGCCACAAGAGCUCCUCCAAAGAAACUGCAAACAACUGCGUUCACCGAGGGAUUGAGAACCAUUUCAGUCAAGGAUGCGAUGAAGACAGCUGGAUUCUCUGGCUGGAUGAGCAAAAAGGGGAGUGGCACGAUGAGCACGUGGAAAACAAGAUUCUUCACAUUGGAAGGUACCAGACUAUCCUAUUUUGCCAGUACUACGGACACCAGAGAGCGUGGUCUUAUUGAUGUGACUGGGUAUCGUGUAGUGCCGGCAAAAGAGGACGAUAAAUUUGUUUCUCUCUACGCCGCAUCUACAGGUAAAGGGCGUUAUUGUUUCAAAUUAUUGCCGCCCCAGCCGGGCUCCAAAAAGGGACUAACUUUCACUCAACCCAGGGUACAUUAUUUUGCUGUCGACACGAAAGAGGAAAUGAGAGGAUGGAUGGCGCAUUUAAUCAAAACCACCAUUGAUAUAGAUACCUCGGUUCCCGUUAUCAGUUCGUAUAGCACGCCAACCGUAUCUCUGUCCAAAGCUAAAGAAAUGCUAGCAGAAGCCCGCGCCGAAACUAAGCUGAGAGAAAAGGAAAGGUUGAUAAAUGACGACGAAGAAGACGAAGGAAAAAAAUUAUGGGAUCAACAACAUCAAAAUUCAAAGCUACGGUCCCAACAGCGAAAACAAGAAAAGUUUGCUAAAGGAAGUACUCCUAACAGUUCUACAGAAACUGUUACUAACACUGUAACCAAUACAAGUGCCGGUUCAAACGGCUUUGCAAGUCCAUAUCUGUUGGCGUCAGGAAUGUCGCCAGAUAUCAGCCGCGUCCCUGGAAGCCGAACUCCCCAUACAAAAGAUAAGAAAUUGGAAGGCGAUUACUUUGGCUCCAGUCUUGCAGAUGAACAAAAUUGA